This is a messenger RNA of Plasmodium coatneyi, 3537 nucleotides long. Its product is annotated as DNA GyrAse a-subunit. Gene Ontology annotation, cellular component: DNA topoisomerase type II (double strand cut, ATP-hydrolyzing) complex. The record is from RefSeq and is a predicted model, not a curated record. Gene Ontology annotation, biological process: DNA topological change. The transcript has a single exon. Lineage: Eukaryota; Apicomplexa; Aconoidasida; Haemosporida; Plasmodiidae. Bases 1 to 3537 code for a protein of 1178 amino acids. Gene Ontology annotation, molecular function: ATP binding; DNA binding; DNA topoisomerase type II (double strand cut, ATP-hydrolyzing) activity.
AUGUGGUUCAUAUGUCCCCUCUUCUUCGCCCUCAUAGUAGAUCUGCUUCUCCCACUCCGCAAUUUGAAUUUUCUUUUUGUGAGAAGCGAAAAAAGGGAGAAGUUACUUCCCUAUCAGUGCCCACCCCCCAAGAGUAGUGCCCCUCUGUUUGUACACAAUGCGCACGUGGGGCUAAGGAAAGGGAGAAGCGCGUUUGCCGGUAAUAGAAAAAGCAGUAGAGGGCAAAAUGGUGAUGCAAAAAAUGGUGGCACGUUUUUGAGGCCAUCCCUGCUGCUUGCUAAGAAGGGCAGCGCGGAGGGGAAGCCAGAUCGUGAGAAUGUCGUAUCGGGGGAAGAGGCAACUUCAACUGUGGGCAACGACCCAAGUGAAGAACCCCCCAACCGGAUGACAAAAACGAAGAAAAGUAACCCACCAGGAGGAGGUGCCAAAACGAUAGGGAUAAGCGACGCAGUGGAUGAGAGCAUAAAAAGAAUCAAGGGAGAAUAUUACGACGUAGAAAUUUGCGAGCUGCUGUCAAAAAACUUCCUGUCUUAUGCGAACUUUUUAAUUCUGAACAGAUGCUUAUGCGAUUAUCGUGAUGGCCUAAAAACAGUGCAGAGGAGAAUCAUAUGGAGCAUGUACGAAAUAAAUAAAGGCGCAGAAAAAAGUAGUUAUAAGAAAUGCGCCAGAAUAGUAGGUGAGGUGAUUGGAAAAUAUCACCCACAUGGAGAUAAAAGUGUGUAUGAUGCGUUGGUUCGAUUGGCACAAAAGCAUCACAAUAGCAAUUUGCUAAUAAAUGGAUACGGGAACUUUGGUUCAGUUGAAUACAACGCAGCGGCAAUGCGUUACACGGAGGCUAAAGUUUCCAACUUCUGUUACGACAUUCUGUUGGACGAAAUAAAUGAUGAAAAUAUAGAUUAUGUGAGAAACUUCGAUGGGAAUGAAGUAGAGCCAAAAGUGUUGUGUAGUAAAGUCCCACUGCUACUGAUUAAUGGAUGUUCAGGCAUCGCAGUGAGUAUAUUGAGUAACAUCCCCUGUCACAAUUUGGUAGACGUGGUUAACUGCACCAUUAGUUUUUUACUCGAUCCAAAUGUUAGGGAGGAUGACCUAGCCGCCAUAAUAAAGGGGCCCGAUUUCUCCACCGGAGGAAUCAUCAUAAGCAAACCGCAUGAACUGCAAAAUGUGUACCACACGGGCAAGGGGAACAUAGAAAUUAGGAGCAACGUCUUUUUGGAGUAUAUGAAAAAUGACAAAGUUCAUGUCACCCAUGUGAAUGACCUCCCCAACUUAGACGCAGAAGAUAUAGACACGAAGGGAAGUAAAAAAUUAGUCAUAAAAAAUUUACCCCCAAAUGUGAAGCCAAACGAAUUGAUCGAAAAUAUGAUCAACAUUUUGAAUGAAAAAAAAAAUGAACAUGAAAAUAUUUUACAAAAAAUAAGAGACGAAAGUGAAAAGGAGGACAUGCGAAUUGUACUGGAACUGAGGAAAAAUAGCCAAGUGGAACAAAUAAAUGAUUUCGUCUCCUUCAUUUUUAAAUACACACAAAUGCAAGUUACAUACCAUUGCAAUUUUGUCUGCAUCGGUCAUCAAAAUAGUUACACACAGUUUUCACUCAAAUCCUUCCUACAACUGUGGUGUGAAAAUCGCAUAAAAUUCAUCAAAAAAAAUUUAACAAUAAAAAAUCAAAACUUACAAAAGGAACUUCACAUUAUAGACUUGUACAUACUUAUACAAAAAAAAAUUUUAGAAAUUAUUUCCUUUUUGCAAAAAAAUCAAAACAUUGAAGAAAUAAAAAAUUUUUUUAAAAAAAAUUUCCAACUUAAUGAUUAUCAGAUCCAGCAUAUCCUUUCCAUGAAGAUACAAAAAUUGGUCAACAUUAAGAACGUUGAUUUUGGCACACACAAGGAGAGAAUAUUGACCCGCAUGCAGGAGAAUAGGGACCUCAUCUCCAACGUGGAUAAGAUAAAACGCCUCAUCAUUGAACAGUUGGUUUAUAUAAAAAAUAAGUAUGGCACGAGCAGCAGCGCAGGAAGGUUCGCACCACCGCAAAAUGUUAAGUAUAAGUACGUUUAUAUAAACCCACCUGAGCGUAACAACCAUUUUAAGGAACAGUUCGUCUUAGCGGCUAGCCCCCAGCGGGAUGGUCCAUUGGGGCUUAGAGAAGAUGUGGAAGAUUCAAAAGAGGAAAGCGAAAAUUUGCAAAAUGACCCACAUCCAGAGGAAGCGCAACAAAACGCAAUGACCGAUCCAGCUCUGCCCAAGCGUAGCAACAAAAGGGCAGCGAAAAAGAUAGACCUCCCGACGCAAUACAGACACACCUACAUCGACUCCAUCCACACGGACGUCAAAAAUGUCUACAACAACGAUCACGUGCUUGUUCUAAUCACCUACGGAGGGUACGUCAAAAAGAUCAAGAUCACAGAAAAGUUGAAAAAUCACCAGAACAACAUUAUGAAGCUGUCCAACGUGAAGUACAUUUUGAAGGAAAACGAGGAGAAGCGCCUCAAGGGUGGCAGCGUGCCGGACGAAGCGACCAACGGAGCAGUAAACGGGGAAGACACCUCAAAUGCUAAGUCUAGCACUACCAACCCAACCAACUGCUAUAAAGUAAAGAAAAGCAUCCUAUGCAGGAAUAAAGACAAAUUACUCCUAACGGACAGCCAGAACAAAGCCUACAUCCUGAACGUGUGCGACUUGCAGACCUCCUCCUACGACUCCAAGGGGACGCCAAUCAACCAAGUGAUCCACUGCUCAAAGAGCAUCACCGGAAUGACAAAAUUCGAGGAAAACAAAAAGUACCUCAUCGUGUGUAGUGAAAAUGGAAAAAUGAAGGUCAUAAACAACGACGUUUUCCUGAAAAAAAAAAAAAAAGGAAUCAGACUUUUUAAAAAUAAGAAGGAUAUCCACUUCAGCUACUGCAAUUUUAGCGAUAACUGCAUUGUUGGAACGGCAAGUGGACACAUAAUUCAGUUCCCCCUCUCCAAUUUUAAAAUUUCGAAAAAAAAUUCGCUAGGGAAUAAGUGCAUCAAUCUGGGGAAAAACGACAAAGUGGUGGAUCUGCUAGCAUAUGAGAACGACGAAAAAAGUGUCAAAAAUUUUCAAAUCAUAUUUCUUUCCAAAGGGGGGCAUGGAAAAAUGAUCAACUUGGAGGAGCUCAAGGUGCAGAAGAAGAAGGGCAAGGGGUACAAAAUUAUGAAGUUUAAGCGGGCCAAAAGGGGGGCCGCUCUGCAGGGCGAACAGGCAGAAGUGGAAAAAGAGGAAGAAACGGGGAAUGAGAAAGACGUUGAAGAAAAGAGUGAGGCACCCUCCCCCCAAAUGACCAAAAGCCAUGCAGACCAAACUUCCGCGCACACCACAAGCACUGACGAAUUUCUCGGAUUCAAAUUGUAUGACAUGACAAAGAAGAAUGACAACGACUUUCUCAUCAUGAUUACCGACCAUGCUGUUCUUAUCCGAAAAAAUAUCACCCUCCUGAAAAAAAAAAACAGGAAGCACUCAUCGCAGAUUUACGCCAAGCUGAGCAAGCUCAACAGGCUCGUUUACUUUGACAUUAUGUAG